This is a messenger RNA of Symphalangus syndactylus (siamang), 828 nucleotides long. RefSeq names its product serine/Arginine-related protein 53. NCBI's taxonomy places the organism in Eukaryota, Metazoa, Chordata, Mammalia, Primates, Hylobatidae. The record is from RefSeq and is a predicted model, not a curated record. Gene Ontology annotation, biological process: alternative mRNA splicing, via spliceosome. Gene Ontology annotation, cellular component: cytoplasm; nucleus.
AUGCCAGUCAUCAAAUACUGUAGAAGAAAGCAGAACCGAGAGAGAGAGAGAAAAAAAAAAAAGCACUGUAGACGAUCCUCAUGGAGGGGUUCUUCAGAUAGUAGAAUAUACAGGUGAAAGAAAGAAGGGAGGAAAUCAAGAUCCAAGUCAAAAUCUUGGUCCGGAGAUCUUCAGCCUCGUUCGCAUUCUUAUGAUAGAAGAUGCAGGCAUCAACCAAGGAGUAGCUCUCAUGGCUCUAGAAGGAAACUAACUCGAAGUCGUUCAAGGGAUCGAAAGAAAUCCUAUGGAGUUAAGAGGUCUAGGUCAAAAAGCAGAAUAAGAAGGGAAUCUGGAAACAUCAAAGCUGGAUUAAACCAUCUGCCACCGGCUGAAGAGGCCAAAGCCAGAAUACAGCUGGUUCUUGAAGCUGCUGCAAAAGCUGAUGAAGCAUUGAAAGCCAAAGAAAGAAAUGAGGAAGAAGCAAAGAGAAGAAAGGAGGAAGAUCAAGCCACCCUGGUAGAACAAGUGAAAAAAGUAAAAGAAAUGGAAGCUGUUGAAAGUGAUUCCUUUGUUCAGCAGACAUUCAGAUCAAAAGAAGUCAAAAAGUUAGUGGAAUCUAGUGAAGUGAAACAUGCAACUUCGACAUCAGGACCAACAUUAGCAGGUGUUGAUCCACCCAGUACUGAAAACGAAAUACAACUGAGCAGCAUCCCUACUUCUAUCAAAUACCAAGAUGACAAUUCCCUGGCCCAUCCAAAUUUAUUUAUAAAGAAAGCUGGUGCUUAGCAAAAAUGAUAGAGGCUAAUUGCUCUCUGACAAGAAAGACUAAUGGGCAGUCCUGUGGCCUAA